AUGGAAACGAGGCCCAGCAAUGGUCUUAGCAGCCGAAAGGAGUCCUGUGAAACUCACCCGCAGGGAUUACUGGUGUUCACCGGCUCUUCGGAUCGCGAUGCCAACUUGGCCAAGCAGUUCUGGAUCGGGGCAUCAAUGUAUCCCCCUAACGAAUCUCAGCUGGUGCUGUCCAGAGGUAGCAGUCAGCGUCUGCGGGUGGCGCGGCCCUCGAGGGGCAGUGUGCUUGAGAAAAUUUACUACCAGCCUUUUUUCCUUGAGAAAAGCAAGAAAAGAGAUGUCACUGCUGAAACCCUAAAGAUUCAGGAAUCUGAGGAGAAAAAAAAGUAUCUCCAAAAGAAAGAACUGGUUUCCCUUCCUUAUAAACCAAAAGCCAAAGUACACAAAGCAAAGAAAGUGAUUUCAGAGUCAGAUAAAGAAGACCAGGAAGAAGUCAAAGCCUUGGACUAA
Messenger RNA from Lagenorhynchus albirostris (white-beaked dolphin), 447 nucleotides. It is a transcript of the gene HOATZ, whose product is annotated as HOATZ cilia and flagella associated protein. Bases 1 to 447 code for a protein of 148 amino acids. The record is from RefSeq and is a predicted model, not a curated record. Gene Ontology annotation, biological process: cilium assembly. The transcript is spliced from 5 exons. NCBI's taxonomy places the organism in Eukaryota, Metazoa, Chordata, Mammalia, Artiodactyla, Delphinidae.